CUUCAUUGUCUAACUGCAGUUUUCUAAGAAUAAUCCUAAUAUCGAAAAUAUGAAUCUACAGGACUCGCCUAAUUUUGCGACGACUCACUGAACGAUUUAACCAUCCUUCUCCGCAAAACGAGAACGAAAAAAAAUGAAGUCACCACCAGCUAUUUAAUCACUCGGAUUGGCUGGUUCAUUGGGUUGACCUAACUCGUGUCUAUAAUUUUCCGGUCCGUGUUUUCUCAGGCACACCCCACACGCCUUUACUUGUUGCUGCUCCACACUAAUUCCAUGCGCGUUUCUAUCGAUCUUGAUGUUCCCUAUAUAAAAGGCCGCGUCAUCGGUAGUCAUGAAAGAGCAAAUCGGACAAUAUUCCAACAACUGUGGAGAACCCUCUCAGAAAAUCUAGUGGUACGCGUAAAACAAAUAAACUACUGAGCCGUGUUACGCGAAUGAGUAACUGAAAAGCAAGAAAAAAAUGUUGCUACAAGAGUGGCUAUUGGUGGUUCUAAUCACAGGGUCAGUGACAGCACUGAAUUCUGUACCCCAGCAUGCAACGGAAGAGUCGUUAAGGAGUGCUUUGGAUGCCAUCACUAGAAAGCAACGAUCCUUGGAUACCAAUUCACAAGAUUACUAUAAUGAUCUUCGUUCCUAUAAGUACCAUGGCGGUGAUGGGGAAAGAAAAUUUGACAGAGAACGUCAGAACGAAAGGGAAUUGGAAGAGGAAGAUGAAGAAAUAGAAUUUUUGCCCAAUGAAAUUGGACAGUUGGAAACAGUGGGAAAUGGUUUUCAAGAUUUGAACAAUAAACUGUUAGAAAGGGCGUUGAUUGAUUAUCUAGAGAAUAUCCCGCAACAGGAGGAACCUGUCACAUCACUGUUUCGAGAACGUGAACGAAACUCUGGUCAUAAAAGAGACUUUGGUUCUGAGCAAUUGAACAUCGAUAAUAAGGAUCUGACAAAAUUGUUCUCAGAAGAAUCGCCGGAUGGAUCUUCCUAUAAUCUUGGUGACGCAGAAGAUGAGGGAUAUAUGGACGCUCGUCAGAUUCUCUAUGAUCGAUACAGAGGCGAACAAGGGAACAAAAUAUAUGAGAAUUCGGGUCCAAUGUCCUGGGGCGCAUUGUUGAAUAAGGACUCUAUGGUUCGAAGACAAGGUAGGGAAUCCGAGGAAAAUGAGUUCAGCGGUCGAGAACAGGAUCCAAAUUUAUUAUAUCUCUCUAUGGCUGAACGAAGGAACCUGAACGGUGGGUAUCCAGCGGGACGCUCUCUGAGAACCUAUAAAAACAUGGCUAAACGCUACCUCAUAGCGAAAAGAAGUCCGAAACCUGUAUCUAACAAGAAUCAAAUUACAGAUCCUAAGGUCGCUCAAGAUCUGGGAGCACUAUUUGGUACUGAAUUGGCAGAUAAUCAAAAUCAUACUCACAAUUACAAGCAUAAUCAUAAUCAUGACCACGACUAUGUUCAAAAUCACGACAUUAAUCAUGAACACGAUUAUGGAGAUCAGCAUAAACAUGACAAUUCUUCUGAAGCACCAAAGGUAACACCGCCCCCAAAAGGACAAAAGGAAAAUAUUACAAAAUUAGACAAAUCGAGAUCUAUUGAAGUGAGGAAAAAAAGUGUCGAUUGGUCUCAAUAUUUUGGUAUUGAUAGAAGAAGGAAGAAGGCUACAUUUAUGGCUGGCCAAGGGACCCAAAAUCAAGACAACGAAUGGAUGUUGCAACGAUAUUAUGACAAUUUGGUGGACAACUUGAAGGAAAAUGACCGGGAUUACGAAAGGGAAGCUAACGAAGAGAAAGAUAAAUUGGACCAACUAGAUUCGAAAUUAAGAAAUCUUAAGGAUUUAAUUAUUGGAGAUAUUUUGAUAUAUGAGAAUACAAAAGAUGGUAUAGAUUUGCAAAAGAUCAAAGAUAGGAUAAUGGCACGCGUGGCUCUUAAAUGUACCUUUGAGAAAAUGAAAGAAGCUGAGAAAACAACUCAUGCACAGAAUAAUCAAACUCCGGAAUUCUGUUGCAAUAUAAUAUGUAAAAUAUAUUUACAAUAAAUUUCUGGAACAGAAUGAACUAGAAGAAGAAUAUUUAGGUAACUACGUAAUGGAAGCGGGAAAAAUCUGCCACGCCCAAGAAAU
This is a messenger RNA of Eufriesea mexicana, 2104 nucleotides long. RefSeq lists its product as uncharacterized. The record is from RefSeq and is a predicted model, not a curated record. Lineage: Eukaryota; Metazoa; Arthropoda; Insecta; Hymenoptera; Apidae. Bases 461 to 2020 code for a protein of 519 amino acids. The transcript is spliced from 9 exons.